This is a messenger RNA of Anopheles marshallii, 780 nucleotides long. RefSeq names its product proteasome activator complex subunit 3 (gene REG). Gene Ontology annotation, cellular component: cytoplasm; nucleoplasm; proteasome activator complex. Lineage: Eukaryota; Metazoa; Arthropoda; Insecta; Diptera; Culicidae. Gene Ontology annotation, molecular function: endopeptidase activator activity. Gene Ontology annotation, biological process: positive regulation of endopeptidase activity; regulation of G1/S transition of mitotic cell cycle; regulation of proteasomal protein catabolic process. Bases 1 to 780 code for a protein of 259 amino acids. The record is from RefSeq and is a predicted model, not a curated record. The transcript has 2 exons.
AUGAGCGAAAGCACAUCGACCGCAACGACAUCGGCUUCGAGCAGCGCCGAGGAUAACGCUCGUAAGGUACAACAAUACAAAGAUAACCUCAUCAAUCGCGCCGAAAUACUAAUCGUAAAAGAGUUCCCCGAGCGCAUCGUUCGCCUGAAUGCCCUGCUCGAAACACCGCAGUUCUCCGAACGGUGCUUCACGGAUGUAUAUCAGGAACUGAACAUUCCAGUCCCGGAACCAAUAGUAUUGGACGGAGAGGGUCACGCGAAGCGUCCCCGCCUCAACUCAAACGCUCCCUCACCGGCCGAUGGAAACGGUACGAAGGUUCACGCGCUACCGUCCGGUCGGGUUGACUGUAACAGACCGAUCAGCGAGCUCGUUUGCAUCGUGAAGCCAAUAAUCCGUUCCUUGGUGGAGGACUCCAAUCUGCUGAAGAUGUGGAUUUCCUUCAUGAUACCGAAAAUCGAAGACGGUAACAACUUCGGUGUAUCGAUUCAAGAGGACACGCUGGCGGAGAUCCAAUCGGUCGAAACGGAGGCGGCCGCAUUCUUCGACCAAAUAUCUCGAUACUUUGUGUCGCGUGCCAAGGUGGUGUCGAAGGUGGCCAAAUACCCUCACAUCGAUGACUAUAGACGUGCUGUUGCCGAGCUUGACGAGAAGGAAUUCCUCAGCCUGUGGCUGGUGUUGAGCGAGAUACGAAAUCGAUACUGCUCGCUGCACGACAUCGUUAUCAAGAACAUGGAGAAACUGAAAAAGCCGCGCUCCUCGAAUGCGGACAGCUUGUACUAA